Molecule: messenger RNA, 2045 nt
Organism: Eutrema salsugineum
Lineage: Eukaryota; Viridiplantae; Streptophyta; Magnoliopsida; Brassicales; Brassicaceae
Exons: 2
Coding region: 72-2030 (652 amino acids)
Source: RefSeq, a predicted model, not a curated record
UUUGCGUAUGUCGCCAUAGUUUGGAACCUUAUAGGAGAAAUUCGUCUUCUCGGGUGCUUACUUGUUUGCUGAUGGGCAUCACUGUAAAAAACAAUCAGAACGGGAGUGAUUCGAUUGCAUCGACAACCAAGAGUCAGCAUGAAAAGGUUCAAGCUUUCUCCUUGCUCCAACAGAAAUAUGUCCCAAGUACGAAUCCAAGCAUACAUUUCUCUGGAACGAAAAGUUCCCCUGAUUUGAGCUGUGCACUCAAUGUUGGUGAGAAGAGAAAGAGGAAUGAGUGUGGUGAAAGUUGCAGUACUGAAAAUCGCAGCAAGUCUCAAGAUGUUAUUGUAAAUCUAAGUAAAGAUGGCAAUAGAAGAGUGUCCAAUGAUAAUGGAGAUGCAGGAGAAGAGUCUGGAAGCGGAAAGCAACUCCAUGAGGUUGAUCUUUGGAGUAAAGAAACAUUGCCAAAUGCCUUGAACAGGAAUGGCCAGUCAAAUAGGAAACAAGCUGUUCAUGUCGGAGCCGAUGUGGGGAUCUUUCAGAAUCCUGACGGUGAUAAAAACUAUGGUUUUUGUGAUACAAGUUUAGAAGUUGCAGCACAAGCAAAGACUUCUGAAUCUGCUGAUCCAAAGUUUAACGACUUUGAUAAAGUUAGAGAAGAUGCAAACUUUGCGGUUGGGCAGACCUGGGCUCUUUAUGGUACAGCUGAUGGGAUGCCUAGACUGUAUGCUCAGAUCAGAAAAGUUUUGGCUCCUUCCUUUGGGCUUAGGAUCACAUAUCUAGAGCCAGAUCCAGUUGAUGAGAAAGAGUUACUGUGGUUUGAAGAAGACUUGCCUGUUUCUGUUGGUAAGUUCAGGUUUGGGAAAAACCAGAACACGAGGGAUUGUUCCAGAUUCUCCCAUCUCAUCCAAUGCAAUGAAGGAAGCAAAACUGGCCAUUUCACUGUCACCCCAAGAACAGGAGAAACUUGGGCUCUAUUCAAGAACUGGGAUAUGAAGUGGUCUUCCGAGCCAGAAUCUCACCGCAAACAUGAGUAUGAGUUUGUCGAGAUUUUUUCAGACUACGCUGAUGGAACUGGUAUAUUUGUUGCAUACUUGCAUAAAGCAAAAGGGUUUGCAAGUGUCUUCUUUCGAAUGGGAACCGAUAAUGCGGACAUAUUUCGUAUUUUACCUCACAGUUUGUAUCGGUUCUCCCAUAAGGUUCCUUCUUUCAAACUGAACGGAGUUGAAGGAGUGCCAAAAGAUGCUUACGAGCUGGACCAAGCUGCUUUACCAGAAACAAUCGAAGAGGUAAUCGUGCCUUCAAACUCUGAGAGUAAGAGAAAGUCUAAACCUCAAGCCAUCUACUUUGCUAGCGAAGGGAAGGUUUUUCAGACUGGCCAGAUUUGGUCAUUUCACGAUGGUUUAGAUGAUAUGCCACUGUACUACGGCAAGAUUCAGAAGAUCACUUUUACUCAGGCAUUCAAGCAAGAACCAGAGUUUAAACUACAUAUAAGCCGGCUAAAGCCUACUCGUUUCCCUCUGGAUGUUAUCAACUGGAAAUACGGGGGAAUGCCUGUUGGUUGUGGAACUUAUUAUGCGAGAAAAGCUCUCGAAAUAAUCACUCCAUAUAAGCUUUCACAUCAGGUAUUGCCUGAAAUCUCCUUGGAUGGAGUUGAAUAUACCAUUCUCCCCAAGAUUGGUGAAGUUUGGGCGAUAUACAGAUACUGGAGUAUAUACAUUGAUGUUGAGGAUUUGGAAUAUGGUCUUUAUGACAUUGUCGAAAUUCUUGAUGACACCUUGGACUUUAAGGUCCAACUGCUGAAGCAAGAAUCCGUUCAUGAGGAUGAUGAUGGUCUAAAUGAUAAUAGGUUUUUUAAGGCAUGCACGGAGUAUACGUCUAACGAAGUUGAUGGGUCGGAACCAAUAUUUACGAUCCCAAAGUCGGAAAGGAUCCGAUUCUCGAACAAGGUUCCUGCUUUGCGCGUAACCAAAGAGAUAUGCGGAGAGUUAAGAGAGCUUUUCAGUAUUGAGUUUAACGCAGCACCUAUAAACGUUAUACACAGUUGAACAGAGGAAGUGAGA